UACAAAACAGUCCCACACUCUCCCCAUUCAUCUUCACCAUUUCACUCCUCUCAUGGAGAACCAGAACCGCCAUGAACAACCUUCAACCUCCGCCAGAAGAAGCUUGAAGAGGAAGCUAGAGGACGAACUCACCGCAGAUCGGAACAUCACAUCACUCAUCGACGUCACUCUCGCCUCUGAAGUUCUCGCUCAGGUUCAAAUCAUCGACUCUAAUUUCUCUUCCGAUGAAGCAGAUCGUGCGUUAGUUAAACGCUCUGUUCAUUUCCUCUCCGAGCUCGCGAAAAACGAGGAUAUUGUUAACUUAAUUGUUGUAUCCGGUGCGGUUCCAGCGCUAGUGCGGCAUCUUCAAGCGCCACAGGUGAAAGAAGUUACGGUACCGGGGGCGUAUGAGCAUGAAGUGGAGAAGGGAUGUGCUUUUACUCUUGGACUUCUUGCCAUAAAGCCUGAGCAUCAACAACUCAUUGUCGAUGCUGGAGCCCUACCUCAUCUGGUUGUUCUGCUUAAGCGUCACAGGGAGGGCCAGAAGUCUCGAGCAUUAAACGGGGUUAUAAGAAGAGCAGCAGAUGCAAUCACAAACCUUGCACAUGAGAAUAGCAGCAUCAAGACCCGUGUCAGGGUUGAAGGUGGAAUCCCUCCUCUUGUUGAAUUGCUUGAACACACCGACGCAAAGGUGCAGAGAGCUGCUGCAGGGGCCCUGCGUACCCUAGCUUCUAAAAAUGAUGAAAACAAAUUUCAGAUUGUGGACUACAGUGCUUUACCUACUCUUAUUCUAAUGCUCCGGUCUGAAGAUGCAGCAAUACACUAUGAAGCAGUCGGUGUGAUUGGGAAUCUCGUCCACUCUUCCCCCAACAUAAAGAAGGAAGUUCUUCUUGCUGGAGCGCUGCAACCUGUAAUAGGAUUGCUUAGCUCAAGUUGUUCAGAGAGCCAAAGGGAAGCUGCAUUAUUGCUUGGACAGUUUGCUGCUGCCGAUACAGAUUGCAAGGUUGGCCUAAAUGUUCACAUAGUCCAAAGAGGUGCUGUUGGUCCACUAGUUGAGAUGUUGCAGUCUCCGGAUGCUCAACUAAGGGAGAUGUCAGCUUUUGCUUUAGGAAGGUUGGCACAGGAUACUCAUAACCAAGCCGGUAUCGCACAGGGUGGUGGUAUAACUCCGUUGUUGAAACUUCUUGAUUCUAGAAACGGUUCUCUCCAACACAAUGCUGCGUUUGCAUUAUAUGGUCUUGCUGAUAAUGAGGAUAAUAUUGCUGAUCUUAUAAGAGUUGGUGGGGUCCAAAAGCUGCAGGAUGGUGAAUUCAGUGUCCAACCAACUCGGGAUUGUGUAGCAAAGACAUUGAAAAGGCUCGGGGAAAAGAUUCAUGGACGGGUAUUGAGUCAUUUGUUGUACCUAAUGCGGAUUUCUGAAGAAUCUGUUCAAAGACGAGUUACCAUGGCUCUCGCGCAUCUUUGUUCACCAGAUGACCAGAAAACAAUAUUCGUUGAUGCCAAUGGACUAUCGAUACUCUUAGAGCUAUUGGAAUCAAGCAAUUUGAAUCACCAACGAGAUAGUUGUGUAGCCUUGUGCAAGUUGGCUGAAAAAGCGAGUUCACUCUCUCCUGUCAGUGCAGGACCACUAUCUCCAAUAUCUCAGGUAUAUUUGGGUGAGCAGUUGGUAAACAACCCAACACUAUCUGAUAUUACUUUCUUAAUUGAAGGCAAACGCUUCUACGCUCACAAGAUUUGUCUUCUUGCUUCUUCUGAUGCGUUUCGGGCAAUGUUUGAUGGCGGGUACAAGGAGAAGGAUGCUAAAGACAUUGAGAUUCCAAAUAUUAGAUGGGAUGUCUUUGAGUUGAUGAUGAGAUAUAUGUAUACCGGGUCAGUAGAUGUGAAUCUGGAAAUUGCUCAGGAUCUUCUUAGAGCUGCAGAUCAGUAUCUACUUGAGGGGCUAAAGCGUCUUUGUGAGGAUACCAUUGCGCAAGAUAUACGGGUGGACAAUGUAUCACUUUUGUAUGACUUAUCGGAGGCCUUCAAUGCUGUGUCACUAAAGAAUGCCUGCAUUUUAUUCGUUCUGGAGAACUUUGACAAAUUACAUUCAAAAUCAUGGUACGGUGAUUUGAUCAAGCGUGUAUUGCCGGAAAUGCGCAGUUACUUUGUGAGGACGCUCUCGAGGCCAGCGGAAAGUGACGUGGGACAACAUGUGGCGUAGUUUUAUUUUUUAUCAACUGAUUUAGCCAACUUAGAAGAGCAGAAUUAAUGCUGUACAGAAAGUGGGUUAUAGGUUUGAUUUGUCCAACGGUUAGAAUGUUUUUUUUUGUUGUUGUGGUGGAAGUAUCAAUGCUUGUGUCAAGUGUCACUUGUCUUAUUCUUCUCUCCAUUCCCAUCAUUAAUAUGAAUAUGAGCAAAAAGGUCCGUCUCUUCA
Molecule: messenger RNA, 2392 nt
Organism: Helianthus annuus (common sunflower)
Lineage: Eukaryota; Viridiplantae; Streptophyta; Magnoliopsida; Asterales; Asteraceae
Product: ARM REPEAT PROTEIN INTERACTING WITH ABF2
Exons: 19
Coding region: 53-2179 (708 amino acids)
Molecular function (GO): protein binding
Source: RefSeq, a predicted model, not a curated record